AUGCAUUAUUCCUACCUACGCGCGCUACGUAUUGUGGUUAUCACCAGCUACAUUGACAGCAUUAAAAAAGCUGCAGCGGUCACAGCGGGUACACAAACGAUCGAACAGAAUGGCAGCAUAUUUUCAGUGGCGUUUCUAGCAUCUGUAACAAAAAAGAAGAAAGAAGCAGCCCGCCUUUGGCCCCAACGAUGGGGCUUUUAUAAACAUCUGAGAGAAAUUCAAGAGGAGGAAGCACAAAAUAUUGGACUAAAUCUUGAAGAAUACCGAGCUGCUCUCCGAUCUGUAAGUUGCAAGCCCGAGAAACCUAAGGAUUCUAUAGCAGUAGAACCUUCGCCAAAACCCCUACCACUAACUACUUCUGGCAUGAUUGGUCAUCGAGCUAAAUGUACGCUGGAAAAAUUCGGAAGACUUGUCAACACGCCCCGGAAUUACCCGACCAGACCACCACUAGCACCAGGCCAAAUCUACGAUCCUUAUAAACAAACAAUGAUUUUCCUUGGGAGCGUGGAAGGAGACCCUAUAUCGUACAAAUUACCACCAGCGCGCUACGACAUACAGGACGAUAUCUGGGCACAACCACAACAACUCUGCGUGUCACCUUAUGAAAAAUUACUACACAUUCAAUAAAAAUAGAAUAUAAUUAUCAUUAUUACGUCGAUUUUAGAUAUUAUUUUUAAAGUGAAUGCAUUAUUUUUGUUGAUGUGCCUAAUGCCUAAUGUUGUAUCUUAACAAUAUUCAAUAUAAAAUUAUUUCCCAGAAAUAAAUAAAACGAGUCUAAUUUUGAAUGAAAAUGUUAUAUUUUUGUUGAUAUAUUGUGUCUCUUAGUAACCAUAACUGGAGGUAAUUGCAUAAUUAUGUUCUCUGGCAGUACUUCUACGAUCACUGCUUCGUCUUCCGCUAUCCAGUGGAAUCCCGCCAAAUACUGAAAUAUUAUUAAAAAAUAGAAUAUUAACCUUGUAUAACAAAUUAUUAUUUAAGCUUUGUUUUUAAAAUCAUUAAUAAUAGUAUAAGAGUAACGGAAUAAUCUUGCUGUUUCUAAAAAUCACAUUUUAUUUUAGUUUAAUUUAUUUAUUGUAUUUUUUUAUUGUUUAGACUUCAGUAACAAUUUGAUGUAAUUAAUAUUAUUAUUUUAUGUUAUUUAUAUUUAUAUUUUAUAUUAUUAUUAUUUUAAGUUAAGGAAGAGCGGGUCCUCCUGACACAGGUUUUAUAUUAAACUUACUAGGAGGGCCCUACUACUCCAUAUUGUAUUGUAUGAAAUGAAUAAUAAAAAAAGUUUUUCAGUAAAAAAAAAUAAAAAAUUAAUAAAUUAAGAAAAUAUAUACCUAACCUAUACUCAAAAUAUUAUUGUAUUUGUUUCCAAUAAAUAUCCUUUCAACCUUUUAUUUUUCACAACAUUAACUGAAGAUAUUAUAGUAUUGCCUUUUUAUUAUUCACAAAAGCUUGAACAUAAAAAACAACACCCACCUUAACUGGCAUCACAUUGACCCCUAAUCUGUCGUUAUUUUUCAUUGGAAGCUUUUUUUUGUUUGGUUCGACGGACUGGCUCUGAAAACAGAAUUUUAAGUGUCAUGAAUAAAACGACAUUUAUCAUGUA
Colias croceus (clouded yellow) is the source of this 1594-nucleotide messenger RNA. RefSeq lists its product as uncharacterized. The coding region runs from base 1 to 627 and encodes 208 amino acids. Lineage: Eukaryota; Metazoa; Arthropoda; Insecta; Lepidoptera; Pieridae. The record is from RefSeq and is a predicted model, not a curated record. The transcript is spliced from 8 exons.